Sceloporus undulatus (fence lizard) is the source of this 2644-nucleotide messenger RNA. RefSeq names its product deoxythymidylate kinase (gene DTYMK). Gene Ontology annotation, molecular function: ATP binding; dTMP kinase activity. NCBI's taxonomy places the organism in Eukaryota, Metazoa, Chordata, Lepidosauria, Squamata, Phrynosomatidae. The record is from RefSeq and is a predicted model, not a curated record. Bases 102 to 872 code for a protein of 256 amino acids. Gene Ontology annotation, cellular component: nucleus; cytosol; cytoplasm. Gene Ontology annotation, biological process: dUDP biosynthetic process; dTTP biosynthetic process; dTDP biosynthetic process. The transcript is spliced from 5 exons.
CAAUGCGAGGGAAUUGUGGGAUUUGUAGUUCUGUGUAGUUCAGUUCUGGUCACCGCAAGACACUACAAUUCCCAGGGCGCACUGCGCGCUGUUCGGUUGCCAUGGCGACGCCGCGGCCGCUCUGCACGCCGGGAGGCCGCUCCUCUAUGGCUGGGCCAAGCGCGGGAACGGUGCAGCCAUUGCCGCCUUUGGUCUUUGGUCGCGGAGGGUUGGCCUCGGGAGGGCUGGCUGCGAUGGCCGGGAGGCGCGGGGCGCUGAUCGUGCUGGAGGGCGUGGACCGGGCAGGGAAGAGCACGCAGAGCCGGAAGCUGGUGGAGGCCCUGCGCCACGGGGGGCACCGCGCGGAACUCCUCCGCUUCCCAGAAAGAACCACAGAAAUUGGACGCCUGAUAAGUUCCUAUUUGGAAAAGAAGAGCAGCCUGGAGGAUCACACAGUGCAUCUGCUCUUUUCUGCUAAUCGCUGGGAACAAGUGCCAUUGAUCAAAGAGAAGUUAAAUCAGGGGAUCACUCUGGUAGUGGAUAGAUACGCCUUUUCUGGGGUUGCCUUCACAGGUGCUAAAGAGAACUUCUCUUUAGAAUGGUGUAAACAACCAGAUGUGGGGCUUCCAAAACCAGAUUUGAUACUUUUUCUUCAUCUGAGUACAUCUGAAGCAGCCAAACGAGGAGACUUUGGAAAUGAGCGAUACGAGAACAGCUCUUUUCAAGAGAAAGUUCUACAAUGCUUCUGUGAUUUGAUGAAAGACAAGACUUUGAACUGGAAGGUGAUUGAUGCUUCAAAGAGCGUAGAGGAUUUACACAAUGAAAUUAAAUCAUUUUCAGAAGAGGCCAUGCAGGAAGCUCAGCAUAGACCUAUAGGAGAACUGUGGAAAUAGAAGUGGUUUAUAUCAUCUUGGGUCAUUGUUCAUCUAGCCAAACUAUGAACUAUUCAAAUAUGAACUAUUUAUAUCUGUAGCCUUUUUAACAGACCAAGUAGGAUUUCAUAGUCUUGUUAUUUAUCUAACACUCCUCUCUAGACUGUUGUGCUCUAGAAGAGAAGAGCCUGGUGAUCCCUUAGAAAGAGGUCUGUGGGGACUUGUACUGGACCAGAUGCAUAAAAGAAGUACUGUAUAGUACUACGAUUUCUUGUAUUUUACUCACAGAGAUUUACACUUUGGGACAUACAAUUGCUGUUUUAUAUGUUUUUAAAAACAGUUAAAUCAAUAAUGUGUUUCCUUAGUUCCUCAGCACAUUAUGUUCAUAUUUGGAUGAUCAUGUAUCAGGUUUCAUAAGCUGAGAGUCUUUUGGUCAUGCAGAUGAAUGAAUAAACAAACUGACAUGUCUUCCCAAACUGGGACUCUGGUUAGUAGCUUUGGAACAAGCCAGGAUAUCCAGCAAUGGUUUGAAGAUGGUUUAAUGUUAUGGCUUGUUUUGAAGUUAUUAAUCAUUGUUCCCCAGCUCAAAUGAAAUUGAAAACUACACCUGAAGACUUGCUGGUUUAUGUAAACAGGCCUUGCACAUUUCUAAAGGAGUUGUUCAAGUCUCAAACCUGAGUCUUAGUUGGCUGUAUAUAUUAGAGGCCACCUAAAAUGCAUAUUUUGAGUUCCUGGAGAACUCGAGUGAAGAUCUAUCAGACUAUUUCGUGUGGGGGUUAUUUUCUUUACCGCUAAAACUUGAGCUGAGAAUUUUCAGCUCUCAAGAGAAGAGUGAUGCAAAUAAUGAAUUUGUCUGUUCUUUCCCUGUAUUUUUACCAUAUUGCUUUUAGAUAGUUUAUGGUUAUAUAGUGGGAGAAAGCAAUCUAGUUUUCUAGUGCUUUGUUUUUGUUGGAAGAAGGAGAACUACACAUCCUGUAAUCCUGGUCUUUGGUUAUGCUAGCUGAAUCUUAAUGGGAGCUGCAGUCCAAAACAUCUGGAGAGUGCUAGGUUGCCUACCCUAUUCUGUAGAUUCAGGCUUGUUUCCUAUUUAUUUUAAAGAAAUUAAUAGUUUGUAUAUCUAGCAAGUAUGCUCUUCAUAUAGCAGGACGUAAAGUAAUUUGCCAAUCUUUAUGAUUUUUGUAUUUUUAAAGGAAGCGAUCUUGCCUGUUACAGUGUAUAGACUCUUUAAUCACAAUUGCAGUCUCUUGGAGUUACGUGUGCCUUUCCUAAUGUGGUAUUCUUUAAGGUUCCUGAAACUUCUAGCUGCAUGUUUUAGCUUUGCAUGGUAUAGUGAUUUGAGCACUGAAUUACACUUCUGGAGACCAGAAUUCAAAUUCCUGCUCAGCCAUGUCACACUUGCUCAGCCUCAGAGGAAGACAAUGACACACCCCCUCUGAACAAAUCUUGCCAAGAAAACCCAUGAAAGGGUUGCCUUAGGGUCAUAAAUCCCAAAAAACGUGAAGGCACACAAAAAAAGCUAGCACUUUAUACCUGGUAUGCAAUAUCUUGUAGGACAUCAUGUUCAUGCCUUGUUUCUUACACCCAUGUCUAGUUCAAAGUGGUGUAUAAGAUGUUUCAACCAAAAUUUGUACUAUCUAGUUUGUUGCAGUUAGGAUAAUGGGCAAAAUUUUGUGGUGUAGGUGCCUUCCUGAUGCUGAAGAUCAUAGUUAGUGUCUAAAUUGAAAGUGGUGGGGAGGUAAGAAAGUAUGAAACUGUCCAAUUAUUCUGUAGAUAAAGCACCAGUAAUUGCUGUA